This is a messenger RNA of Perca flavescens (yellow perch), 5176 nucleotides long. It is a transcript of the gene myom1a, whose product is annotated as myomesin 1a (skelemin). Gene Ontology annotation, cellular component: M band. Gene Ontology annotation, biological process: sarcomere organization. The record is from RefSeq and is a predicted model, not a curated record. Bases 210 to 4736 code for a protein of 1508 amino acids. The transcript is spliced from 38 exons. Gene Ontology annotation, molecular function: kinase binding. NCBI's taxonomy places the organism in Eukaryota, Metazoa, Chordata, Actinopteri, Perciformes, Percidae.
AGUGGCAGCAUUAUUUUUGUUCAGUGGACUGCCAUCCUGUCCACUGCCCCUCACCCUGCUGCUUUGCCCAGAUCUGGACUUGCUUAAUCUACUUUUGGAAUAGCACACUCUUUCUCUUAUUGUCAACUAUUUUGGAUUGGUACAUUCUUAAUCGUGAGCUGGUUAAGUAAAGAACAGUCAACAUAUAAGUUGGCGGAGUGGCCCUCAGGAUGUCAGGAUCAGUACAAGUGACGCAGAAGCUGCAGCAUCAGCAUCAACAGCAGCAGCAGCAGCAGCAGCAUCACUAUGAGAGCAGCUGUCACCUAAGCACCAAGUCGUCUGUUAGCAAGCAGUCGUUCUCCACUUACAAGACCUCCAGCCGUCGACUGCAGACCACUGUGAAGACAGAGAAGGGGAAGGAGGUGGUUAAACUGAGCCCGCUACCCAAGAGAGCCAAACGCACCUACCUGGCGAUGGACACAGAUAAGGAAGUUAUCGGCUAUGUCAUUCCCGUAUUUAGAGCCAGUCAUGAUGUUGUCCGCGGUCUGACGGAGGCCCAGGAGGAGAAUGUUACUGAGGAGGGGAUUAACUAUGUGGCCAUGAGGAACCUGUUUGUCAGGGAGGCCAGGGAGGCUAUGGAGGUUAAAGUGGAGAAGAGAACAAGAACAACUCAUAUCAGGGAAUCUGCCGAACGCAUGGAACUAUGCAAGACGAUGGAGGAGUGGGCAGAGUUCCGUAAGAAAAUGAACCCAGACAGCCUGACACACCGUCCAGAGUUUAUCGUCAAGCCCCGUGGACAGACUGUCUGGGAGGGCAAGACUGUCAAGCUGCACUGCACAGUGGCUGGAUGGCCUAAACCCAGGAUUGCCUGGUACAAAAACAAUGUGCUCAUUGAUGCCAAGGCUCACCCCGAGAAGUACGCAGUCGAGAGCAAUUACAACAUGCACUCCCUGGAGAUCAAGAACUGUGAUUUCAUCGACACUGCUCAGUAUCAUGUCUCUGCCCUCAACGUGAAAGGGGAAGUUUCCUCUGUGGCUACUAUUGUUGUCAAAAGGUUCCAGGAGGGCAAGGAAGCAGGCCCACUCGAUCCUAAACCACAUGGUUUCUGCGCUGAGCAUGGUGUCACUUUUGAAACAACCAUCAUUGACAAAUUUGAAGUGGCUUUUGGCCGUGAAGGCGAGACAUUGAGUCUGGGCUGCACUGUCAUUGUUUAUCCCACCGUGAAAAAAUACCAGCCUGAAGUCGUCUGGUACAGAAACUCUGUCCCCUUGAAGCCCUCUAAAUGGGUGCACACACACUGGUCUGGGGAGCGUGCCACAUUAACACUUGUCCACCUCAACAAGGAAGAUGAGGGCAUGUACACCCUGCGCGUCAACACCAAAUCCGGCUUUGACACCUACUCUGCUUAUGUGUUUGUCAGAGAUGCCGAUGUGGAGGUGGAGGGGGUUCCCGUGGCCCCCCUGGAUGUGCGCUGUCAUGAUGCCAACAAGGACUAUGUGGUGGUGACCUGGAAGCAGCCAGCGGUGGAGGGCAGCAGCUCCAUUCUGGGAUACUACAUUGACAGGUGUGAGGUGGGCACUAACCACUGGGCUCAGUGUAAUGACGCCCCAGUGAAGUAUGCGCGCUUCCCUGUCACAGGACUGGUUGAGGGGCGUUCUUACAUCUUUAGGGUGCGGGCCUUGAACAAGGAAGGAGUCAGCCGUCCGUCCCGUGUCUCCGAGGCCGUGGUUGCCAUGGAUCCCUCCGACAGAGCCCGUCUACGAGCUGGCCCCUCAGCUCCUUUUACUGGGAUGAUCAAGUUCACAGAGGAGGAUCCCACUGUGGGUGUUGUCCCCGGAGAACCCAGUGAUGUUGUGGUUACCGAGGCAACCAAGAGCUACGUGGUGCUCGCCUGGAAGCCUCCAGUUCAAAGGGGUCAUGAAGGAGUCAUGUAUUACAUUGAGAAGUGUAUUUUAGGGACAGACAUCUGGCAGAGGGUGAACACUGGUAUGCCAGUCAAGUCUCCCCGCUUUGCCCUGUUUGACCUGGCAGAGGGGAAAUCCUACAGCUUCCGUGUGCGCUGCUGCAACUCCGCUGGCGUGGGCGAAGCCUCUGUAUCCACAGGAGAGAUCACGGUCGGAGAUAAACUGGACCUGCCCUCAGCUCCAGGCAAUCCAGUGGCCACCAGGAACACUGACACCUCAGUGGUGGUCACCUGGGGGGCCUCUCAGGUCAAACACCUGGUCGGCUACUAUAUUGAAUAUACCGUGGUGGGCACUGAUAAGUGGAUUCCUUGUAACAACAAACCUGUCAAGCAGACCAGGUUUGUGUGCCACGGCCUGACUACCGGAACAAACUGCGUGUUUAGGGUCAAGGCAGUCAACGCUGCAGGUUACAGCCAGAGCUCCCCCGAUUCUGAUGCUGUGGUUGUGCAGGCUGCCAUCUCCGUCCCUGGAAAGCCCACCGGUAUGAGUCUGGUGGAGGCUGUAAAGGACUACAUGGUGCUGGCCUGGACUGCGCCUGCUAGCACUGGAGGAGCCGAUAUCAGGGGAUAUUUUGUGGACUACAGGACUGUGAAGGGAGACGUUGUUGGAAAAUGGCAUGAAAUGAACCACAAGGCUUUGACUACUACCUCCUAUAAAGCUGAAAACCUGAAGGAGAACGUCUUCUACCAGUUCCAGGUGCGCGCUAUGAACAUGGCCGGCGUGAGUAAAGCCUCUCUGGCCAGUGCAGCUCUGGAGUGCAAGGAGUGGACCAUUACUGUGGCAGGGGCUCCUGUUGGUCUUCAUGUGCUGGAGGUCCGUGACACCUCUGUCGUGGUCCUGUGGGAGCCACCUGCAUUUAAUGGCCGCACUCCUGUCAAUGGCUACUAUUUGGAUGUCAAGAAGACCUCUGCUGGAGAGGAAGGCUGGAAGGCUGCUCAUGAGAAGGCCAACAAGAUGAAAUACAUGAAGGUGACAGGGCUGAAGGCUGGUACAUCCUACGUCUUCCGUGUACGUGCUCAAAAUCUUGCUGGAGUUGGAAAGCCCUCAGCAGUCUUAGGUCCAAUCCUGGCCCAGACUCACCCUGGCACCAAAGAGAUUUAUGUGGAUGUCGAUGAUGAUGGUGUGAUCUCUAUGAUCUUUGAGUGCUCUGAAAUGAAGGAGGGCUCUGAGUUUGUUUGGUCCAAGAAUUACCAGACUAUAACAGACACCUCUCGCUUGACUAUUAUCACUGAGCAGGGCAAGUCCAGAGCUAUCUUCAACAGUCCCUCCCUGGAGGAUCUGGGCAUAUUCUCCUGUGUGGUCACCAACACUGAAGGCAUCUCCUCCAGCUACACACUUACUGAGGAGGGUCUCAAGCGUCUUCUGGACAUCAGCCAUGACCACAAGUUCCCUGUUAUUCCCUUUAAGAGUGAAAUGGCCAUGGACUUGCUCGAGAAGGGUCGCGUGCGAUUCUGGACUCAGGUGGAGAAAUGCACUUCUGCCUGCCAAGUGGAGUAUGCCUUUAAUGAUGUCAUCAUUACUGAGGGACAGAAAUACACAAUGAACUUUGACAAGUCCACUGGCAUCAUUGAAAUGUUCAUGGACUCUCUGGAGGUCACAGAUGAGGGAACGUUCACCUUUAACCUGGUGGAUGGCAAGGCUAAGGGUACCACCAGUCUGGUGCUCAUUGGAGAUGAGUUCAGGGAGCUUCAAAAGAAAUCUGAAUUUGAAAGGGCAGAAUGGGUCAGGAAACAAGGUCCUCACUUUGUCGAGUAUCUCGGCUUCACUGUUACUCCAGAAUGUAAUGUGCUGUUGAAAUGCAAGAUAGGAAAUGUCAGACCAGAGACUGAGAUCACCUGGUCUAAGGACAGCAUUGAAAUUGCAGAGGAUGAUGAGGACGCUCAGAAAAUUGAGAGAAAGGACGGGGAUCUGACCUUUAAUAUCGGAAAGUGGGUUAUUAAGCAGGAGAAACCGAAAGAAAAAGGAAAAAAGCCAACUGCAGAGGACGUUCCCCCACCACCAAGACCCAAAAUCUCCAAGGCAGAUGCAGGUAUUUACGGGGUCAUCCUGAGGGACGACAGAGGCAAAGAUAAGAGUACCUUCAAUCUGACAGAUGCAGGAUACCAAGCUGUAAUGAAUGAGCUGUUCAGGGUUAUUGCCAACUCCUCCUCUGAAAUCACAGUCGUCAGUACUGAACAUGGCAUCAUCCUCUCCUCUAUGGUCACAUAUUACAAUGAGGAACUGCGUGUUGGUUGGCUCCAAAAAGAUGCUAAGAUUGCCGCCUCCGAGAGAGUUAAGUCUGGAGUCACAGGAGAGCAGCUUUGGCUUAAAAUCAAUGAGCCCACUGAGAAGGACAAGGGCAAAUACACCAUGGACAUCUUUGAUGGCAAGGACGGUGUAAAGAGAGUCUUUGAUCUGAGUGGCAAGGCAUGGGAAGAGGCAUUUGAAGAAUUCCAAAGGCUCAAGGCGGCAGCAAUCGCAGAGAGAAAUCGCGCUCGUGUUGUUGGAGGCUUGCCAGAUGUGGUUGCGAUCCAAGAGGGCAAGUCCCUGAACCUGACUGGCAAUGUCUGGGGCGAGCCGGUACCUGAGGUCAGCUGGACGAAGAACGAUAGAGAGCUGGUAUCUGACGAGCGCUACAAACUCAAGUUCGAGCACGGCAAGUUUGCCAGCAUCACAAUCGCCGCUGUCACCACGGCUGACUCAGGCAAAUACGCCCUCCUGGUCAAGAACAAGUACGGCACAGAAGCUGGCGAGUUCACCGUCAGCGUCUACAACCCAGAAGAGGAGGAGAACAAGGAGGAGAAGAAAGGCUAAAGGAUGAUGAAGUGUAAUGAAAUAAAGCAGAAAAGAUGAACGACUGGGCUAUCUCCGAAGCAUUUUACCCCCGGCACAUGCCGGUGCACUUAGCAGUUUAAAUAAAUGAUUAAUACAGCUGCUUCCUCCUGUGUCUUUAUGUGCUGGGCUAAAGAGCUUUGGGCAUUGCUUGUUGAGGAAGCAAACAAUGAAUGUGGUAGAGAGGAUAAUUGUGUGCUUGUAGUUGCAUGUUACAUGUGAAGUUUAAUCAUGGGAGGUGGUUGAUCUGUCAUUAAUCUUUGUUUUAGCAAUGAAAGCCAGCAAGAUUAAGGUUUUAUCUUUUUUUUUUUUUAACUAUUCUCACAUUUGGAAAACCUUGAACCUGUGAAACCAAGUUAUGCCUGAGGUUUAUUCACUGUAAAAAGAAAUAAAGGGAAAAAAAACCUGAUGUAAUGGCUUUC